Entrophospora sp. SA101 is the source of this 1881-nucleotide messenger RNA. The record is from the annotation of a GenBank genome assembly. Lineage: Eukaryota; Fungi; Glomeromycota; Glomeromycetes; Entrophosporales; Entrophosporaceae.
AUGGUAGAGGGACCUAUUCUUGCUGAAGGCAUUGGCUGGGGAGUCGUUGUUGGAUUUGGUGCCUUCUUUGCCGUUUUUAUGUCACUUUUGACGAUAGCACAAAAACGUUAUUUGCAAGAAUAUCAGACCUCUGAAAUGUUUAUGACGGCCCAUCGUUCAGUAAAAACUGGGUUGGUGGCUUCUGCUGUCGUAUCAUCUUGGACUUGGGCUGCCACUUUACUUCAAUCAUCUUCUGUUGCUUACAGAUAUGGUGUGUCCGGACCUUUCUGGUAUGCCUCUGGUGCAACAAUUCAGGUGCUUCUUUUCGCUAUUUUGGCCAUUGAAGUCAAAAGAAAAGCUCCAAAUGCCCACACUUUUCUUGAAAUCAUUAAUGUCCGUUAUGGCAAAGCUACUCAUAUUGUCUUUUUGUGCUUUGGUUUGAUCACUAACAUGAUUGUAACUGCUAUGUUGUUACUUGGCGGCUCAGCUGUGGUAAAUGCACUUACUGGUGUAAAUGUUUUUGCAACAUGUUUCUUACUUCCUAUCGGUGUCAUGUUUUAUACCUUCUUCGGUGGUAUCAAAGCCACCUUCUUGACUGACUACGUACACACCACUGUAAUCUUUAUCAUCAUUCUUACUUUCGUGUUCACCGUCUAUUCAACUUCUCCAAUCAUUGGUUCACCAAGCAAAAUGCACGAAUUGUUGUCCAUGGCUGCCCAAAAAAAUCCUGUGACCGACAAUGAAGGUGGCGAAUACGUGACUAUGAGUUCCUUACAAGGUCUUAUUUUUGGCAUUAUUAAUAUUGUUGGUAAUUUCGGUACUGUAUUCGUCGAUAAUGCCUAUUGGCAACGUGCUAUUGCUGCUCGUCCAUCAUCAACUGUCAAGGCUUACUUGAUUGGUGGUUUGGCAUGGUUUGCCAUUCCUUUCACUCUUGCUACUACUAUGGGCAUUGCCGGUGUUGCUCUUGUUGCUUCUGGAAAUAUGGAUCCAUUGACUGAACAACAGAUUGAUGAGGGUUUGGUCUUACCUUUGGCUGCUGCUUCUCUUUUGGGUUCACCUGGCGCUGUUGCUGUAUUGGUUUUGGCACCAGGAAAAAAAGUUAUCAACCAAUCACAUUAUUCAGUUGUUGCUUUUGGUAUUAUCAUGGGUGUAUUGGCCACCAUCCUUCAUUUUAUUGGUAUAAGUUUAGGCUACCUUUAUUUACUUAUGGGUAUCCUUUGUUCCCCCGCCGUCAUUCCUGUCGCAUUUACGAUAACAUGGAAAAAACAAACCAAGAGUGCUGCUGUCGGCGCUUCAAUUAUUGGUCUUGUUUGUGGUGUCGUUUCUUGGUUGGCAACUGCACAAGGCUUAUUUGGUGAACUUACAAUUACCACAACUGGUCAUAAUUAUCCUAUGUUGGCAGGAAACCUUGUGUCAUUAGGAAUGUCAGGAUUAGUAGCAACAAUUUGGUCAUUAAUCUCACCAGACAAUUUUGAUUUCAACAUUACAAAAAAUCAACUUGAAAUUUUAACUGAUGACGAAGUAUCAACUCAUGCCAUCUAUGAUGACCCAAUAGAGCAUGAUCCAGCGAGAUUAAGGAAAGCGUUCAUAUUUUCCAUUCAAAGCUCUGUAGUCCUCACAAUAAUUCUUGUCAUUAUAUGGCCAUUACCGAUGUACUUCUCUCGUUAUGUUUUUUCGGUUCCUUUCUUCACUUUCUGGGUUGCCAUCUCUAUGAUUUGGGCUAUAAUGAGUACUUUGGCUGUUGCUAUAUAUCCGCUUUAUGAAUCAAGAAGUAGUAUUGCAAAUGUAGUGGGUGGUAUGUAUGGUGAUAUUACUGGUAAAAGAAAACCAGUGACUGAAACCAAACGCACAGAAUCUGAACCUUCGACUAGUGAAAAAGAUACAAAUCAAACAGUUGCUUAA